Ixodes scapularis (black-legged tick) is the source of this 1221-nucleotide messenger RNA. RefSeq lists its product as uncharacterized. Bases 55 to 1221 code for a protein of 388 amino acids. Lineage: Eukaryota; Metazoa; Arthropoda; Arachnida; Ixodida; Ixodidae. Gene Ontology annotation, molecular function: single-stranded RNA binding. Gene Ontology annotation, cellular component: ribonucleoprotein complex. The record is from RefSeq and is a predicted model, not a curated record. Gene Ontology annotation, biological process: retrotransposition. The transcript has a single exon.
AUAAAGGAGCUCCCCUUGCGACAGCGCGCCAGUGGGCAUGGAAGCUCUGCAGCCAUGAAGUUGCUCAUGCUUUUCGUUCUCCCGCAGUUCCUGAGCGUGCCGGCGCGUGGGUCCCCAACUAACUGGAGUCACGAUGACGGCGCGGUUUUCUUCCGGCAUCCGGACGGCAAUCUUCAACCUGCCAAUCACUCGUCGACAGCACCGUCCUGUCCUGGUAUCAAGUUCAUCGAGAACCUCGUUCACACCACGUCAUCAGCAGGGACAUCGACAGCGGCAGCUAUAAAGGAGCUCCCCUUGCGACAGCGCGCCAGUGGGCAUGGAAGCUCUGCAGCCAUGAAGUUGCUCAUGUUUUUCGUCCUCCCGCAGGUUAGUAAACAAAAACCUUGCCAUUGUUUUAAAUCAGACAAUGUUUGCCUUGUUAUGCUUCCAUGCCCCGAAGCUUGUAUUGAGUCUUUUAGAGUUCUGCUGCUGUUGUUGUCUGGUGAUGUUGAGCGGAACCCAGGUCCCAUGUCAAAACCCCAAGAAGAACAAUUACUUAGCUUACAAGAAACAGUCGAUAAACUUAAAAACAGUCAUGCUAUACUUCAACAAGAAGUAAACCUUUUAAAAGAAAAACAAAAACAAAGUGAACAGACAGUUUCAACACUUGAAGAGCGACUUAACAAACUCGCGAGUGAACUCGACGCACUAAAGCAGAAGGAUACUAGUAGCGCCGCGACUACUGAACCCCAGCUUACUGCUGCCUUAAACGAACUAUCUCAGCUAAAAACACGUUGCGAUGAUGCAGAGGGCAGAUCCCGUCGCUGUAAUCUUUUAUUUUUUGGCAUCACCGACGCAGACAAGGAAACGUGGGCUCAGUCAGAGUGCUUGGUCACUAGCUUGUGCUCCGAAAAACUAAACGUGCAAGUUGAAUCAUCUAGGAUUGAAAGGGCGCAUCGCCUAGGAGCAUUCGACCCUCAGAAAUGUCGCCCAAUAAUAGUAAAGUUUUCUUCGUUUAAAGAUAAAGAUAGCGUUCUUUCAUCAGCCCACAAGCUUAAAGGAACUCGCGUAGCCAUCAGCGAAGACUUCCCAAUUUCUGUCCGGCUCGCACGCCGUCAUCUUCUUGAUUUUGCAAGGCCAAAAGGCACCCCCUACAGACUGCGUCAUGAUAAACUUUUUAUAAAUGAUAAGUGCUAUGUAUUCGAUGCCGCUCUCGGCGCCGUUAAAGAAAAAGACACAUAG